This is a messenger RNA of Acinonyx jubatus (cheetah), 765 nucleotides long. RefSeq lists its product as uncharacterized. The record is from RefSeq and is a predicted model, not a curated record. The transcript has 4 exons. The coding region runs from base 1 to 765 and encodes 254 amino acids. Lineage: Eukaryota; Metazoa; Chordata; Mammalia; Carnivora; Felidae.
AUGGUUCCGGGGACAAUGAUCCCCGCUGGGCCAGGCAGCAAACUCCCUGGAGCUGGGGGACCACGCCUUCUGUCCAAUAGCGGCAGGUCUUUCAAACAGCCCGAGGCGAGCCUGGCUGGUCCUGAGUCAUCUCUGCACGUGUUUGUCCGCGCUUACUUUGCUGCCGGUAGCGUUCCUGGAAACAGUUCGGGGUACACCUCGGGAUGCUGGAGGAAGUUAAGAGCUAAGGCAGAACGGUCGGAGAAAGCAGUCACUUUUGAAGUGACUUUGCAGCUGUGGCUGGUGCCAGCGGGGUGCGCCGGGGGAAGUGGGCUGGCGCCCGAGGUCCACGCAGGUGCGGCUCCGGGGCCCCGGCACCGCACGUGGGCGCAGCGCGCUUCCCAGGCCGCCUGGGUGGGCACCUCCCUGGCCAGCUCAGCCUUCCGCCCGCCGGGAUGCGCCCCCUCCGCGCUGUGCUGGGACUGCUGCUCCUGGGGGUGCUGGGAGCCUUCCCGCAGGAUCGAGUUCCGAGGGACGUCUAUGCUGGAGACCCUGGCCACCAUCACAAAACUGCCGGUAGGUGCUGUUACUGCUGCCCCGUGGGUGAGUGGGGGUACUGGGGACAAGGGGGGAUUUUUGUCCUCAAGUUAUAAAAUUCCAGGGGGAAUUGGCGAGUGGCAAGAUGGGAGCCCACAUUGCCCUGUUGGCUAUAGGUUCCUGAAGAAGCCCUUUGUGGUCCUCAUGUUUUUCAGCCCAGAAUGUGUGUUUAUCCCCCGGGCCCCCUGA